This is a messenger RNA of Ctenocephalides felis (cat flea), 2782 nucleotides long. Its product is annotated as peripheral plasma membrane protein CASK-like. The record is from RefSeq and is a predicted model, not a curated record. Gene Ontology annotation, cellular component: cell-cell junction; plasma membrane. Gene Ontology annotation, molecular function: signaling receptor binding; ATP binding; protein kinase activity. Lineage: Eukaryota; Metazoa; Arthropoda; Insecta; Siphonaptera; Pulicidae. Gene Ontology annotation, biological process: protein phosphorylation; regulation of neurotransmitter secretion.
AUGGCUGAUGAAGAAGUAUUAUUUGAUGAUAUCUAUGACUUAUGUGAGAUAAUUGGCAAGGGACCCUUCAGCUUGGUACGACGAUGUGUUCAUAGGGAAAGUGGUCAACAUUUUGCGGUAAAGAUAGUAGAUGUAGCACGUUUUGCAUCUAGUCCCGGCCUAAGCACCGAUGAUCUUAAACGUGAAGCAACAAUUUGUCAUAUGCUUAAGCAUCCUCAUGUCGUCGAAUUAUUAGAAACAUACAGUUCUGAGGGCAUGCUCUAUAUGGUUUUUGAAUACAUGGAAGGAUCUGACUUAUGUUUUGAAGUAGUUCGUCGCGCACAAGCCGGUUUUGUUUACAGUGAAGCAGUGGCAUGUCAUUAUAUGCGGCAAAUUUUAGAAGCUUUGCGAUAUUGUCAUGAGAACGAUAUAGUGCAUAAGGAUGUUCGACCACAUUGCGCAUUGCUGGCAACAGCAGACAAUAGCGCGCCGGUCAAGCUCGGGGGUUUCGGAUCAGCAGUACAAUUACCUGAUGAUCGAGAUUAUGUUGACGAUUCUGGUCGCUCAGGAUCAUGGCACUAUGCUCCGCCGGAGUCUGUUACGAUGCGACGUUAUGGAAAGGCUGGAGAUGUAUGGGGAGCCGGUGUACUGCUUCACGUGCUACUUAGCGGCAGACUUCCUUUCACAGGCAGUGGCAUGCGUCUUCAAGAGAGUAUUAUUCGUGCACGCAUUACGUUAGCAGGACCAGAAUGGAAACCAGUCAGUAAUGCUGCAAAGGAUCUUGUAACCCGUAUGUUAUCUAGAGAUUCUCAUGAUAGGCCCACAAUACAGCAAGUUCUCGACCAUCCUUGGUUAAGAUUAAAAGUGGAUAGAGAAAGAGAUCGACAUAAAAAUGUGCAUUUGUCAGAAACAGUAGAUGAACUUCGUAGGUUCAAUACACGUCGAAAAUUAAGUGCAGCAGUUAGAUCUGCUGCUGGUGUCUAUGGAAGUUGGAGUGGUGGUACAAGUGAAUAUGGUGGUGAUGGAAAUGAGGACUGGUGUGAUGAAUCAUCUUUUGUAGCAGUUGCUAAUAUAUUGGAUAGUUUGGAUGAUAUUAAUGCUUUACAAGACCCUUAUACAGAUAUAGAUGUUAUGCAUGGUAUAUUACAAGAUCGAAAACUUCAUAAUUUACUUGAGUUAUAUGACAAGAUAUACUCUACGGUUGCAUAUCCAAUGCGGAAUCCUUUAAGUGUAGCUGAAGCGCGAUAUCGUGCUGUUCUUGAAGCAGCCGAACACCAAGAUGGACGAGUAUCGCGUGAUUUGCGAGAAUUCGUUGCAAUUAUGACUUCCACUCAUAUGCAGGUUUUACUUCAGACACACGAUUCGGUGGCACGUGAGGUAUACUCCGAAGAUGCUCUCCGAAUUACGCCACCUUCAUUGAAUCCCAAAGGAUUUUUGAACGGCAGUGACAACAUAGAUGGUUCAGAAUUGGAAGAAUCAGGCUGUGAUUUGCAGCCGCACAUCACUCGUGUUCGGCUAGUGCAAUUUCAAAAAAAUACAGAUGAGCCAAUGGGAAUUACUUUGAAGAUGACGGAUGACGGCCGAUGCAUUGUGGCACGUAUUAUGCACGGUGGAAUGAUACAUCGGCAGGCUACACUUCACGUCGGGGACGAAAUACGUGAAAUUAACAAUCUCCCGGUACACAACCAAACUGUUAAUUCCCUGCAGCGCCUGCUGAGGGACGCCAGAGGUUCUAUAACUUUCAAAAUCGUUCCAUCAUACAGAAGUGCACCGCCUCCUUGUGAGUUAUUCCGGAUUAGGCCUACACCUGUAUUAGUAUUUGUACGUGCCCAGUUUGACUAUGAUCCUUUGGAAGAUGAUUUAAUACCAUGUGCUCAAGCUGGUAUUUCCUUCAAAGUUGGGGAUAUAUUGCAGAUUAUCAAUAAGGAUGACUAUCACUGGUGGCAAGCAAGAAAGGAUGCUGUUGAAGGGUCUGCUGGAUUAAUACCUUCUCCUGAACUUCAAGAGUGGCGAAUAGCAAAUGCGGCUCUUGAAAAGAAUAAGAACGAACAAGUUAAUUGCUCUAUAUUUGGAAAAAAGAAUAAAAAAUGCAGAGAUAAAUAUCUUGCAAAACAUAAUGCUGUUUUUGAUGGAUUGGAUCUUGUUACCUAUGAGGAAGUUGUGCGACUCCCAAUAGGUGACCCCACCUUUAAGAGAAAAACUUUAGUACUUUUGGGGGCGCAUGGAGUUGGUCGAAGGCAUAUAAAAAAUACAUUGAUAGCGAGACAUCCAACAAAAUAUGCAUAUCCUUUACCUCAUACUACACGUCCUCAGCGACCUGAUGAAGAGAAUGGUCUGAACUAUUGCUUUGUCAGCCACGAGGAAAUGGUUGCAGAUAUUCAAGCAAAUGAAUACCUUGAAUAUGGUACUCACGAAGAUGCAAUGUAUGGAACCAAAUUAGAUACAAUUAGAAGAAUUCACAUGGAAAACAAAAUAGCAAUAUUAGAUGUCGAACCACAGGCCCUGAAAAUUUUGCGUACUGCUGAAUUCGCUCCAUUUGUAGUAUUUAUAGCCGCACCUAUACUGCAAAAUAUUGCUGAUUAUGAUGGAAGUUUGGAAAGGCUUGCGAAAGAGUCAAACCUUCUAAGGCGAGCCUAUGGACACUUCUUUGAUGUCACAAUUGUUAACAACGAUAUAGAGGAAACAAUUAGCACUUUGGAGGCUGCAAUAGAAAGGGUCCACACUACUCCACAAUGGGUACCUGUAACUUGGGUAUAUUGACAAAACCCUGACUAUGUCUAAAUGGCAGAUAUUAUUAACUAAA